Lycium ferocissimum is the source of this 1044-nucleotide messenger RNA. RefSeq lists its product as uncharacterized. The transcript has 4 exons. The coding region runs from base 1 to 1044 and encodes 347 amino acids. The record is from RefSeq and is a predicted model, not a curated record. NCBI's taxonomy places the organism in Eukaryota, Viridiplantae, Streptophyta, Magnoliopsida, Solanales, Solanaceae.
AUGGAGUAUUUGUCCAGAACUCUAAAGACACUUCAAGCUAAGCCUGAUUUCAAUUACCACCCUAAGUGUGAAAAGCUAAAUGUGGUCCAUCUCGGAUUUGCCAAUGACUUGUUGCUGCUUUGUCGAGGUGAUAAAUGGUCUAUUCAGAUGCUAUAUGACUGUUUUAGUGGGUUUUCUAAAGUGUCAGGGCUGGUGGCUAAUGUAUCCAAGAGUUCCAUCUAUUUUGGAGGGGUUAGCUUGACGGAUACGAGAGAUAAUCCGAGCCCUUGGGUUUGCAAGAGGAGAACUCCCUUUCAAAUAUUUGGGGGUCCCCUUGAGCUCAAAAAAGAUAUCCAUAGCACAAUGCUAACCCUUACUCGAAAAGAUGAUAGGUGUAUUGGUCGCAGAUUUUUGUACUCCCAAAAAAAAUACUCAAGCUCAUUAUGCACUGCCUGUCGAACAUACUUGUGGAAUGGAGGGACGGAUAGCUCAAAAAAAGCAUUGUUAGCUUGGGAAAUCAUCUGCUCACCCAAAACAGCAGUUGGAUACAAUGUGACUGACCUCCAUAUAUGGAAUAGGGCAUUAUUUGCUUCAUGGGUUGUGAGCAAGAUCAUAAAGGCCAAGAAGUACAUGGAUGGUACUGGAUUGACUAUGGAUGAGUUGCUAACAUGGAACUCCUACUCGAUUAAAAAAGUAUACUUGCAAAUGAGAGGGGUAUUUCAGAAGGUAGAUUGGAGGAAGAUAACGUGCAACAAUGAUGGAUUACCAAAGUGGCAGUUCCUACUAAAUUUGACUGCCUGCCCCUAUUCUUCUAGUGUAUGGAAAAAACUGCUCCAAUGGCAAGGCAUAAAUAGAGCAGUAUUAGAAUGGCAAGACGAACUCCAAUGGGCAAUCGCCAAUGCAUCUGGGCACUCAACAGCCGCUAUGGUAUAUAGAAUGACCGUAGCUGCUUGCAUAUACCACCUGUGGACAGAGAGGAACACGCGAUUUUCCAAGCUAAGAGUCGACCAUCGAAUCCAAUGGUCAGGCAGAUCAUACAAGAAGUGGUGUAAAGGGGAAGCUUGA